Lactuca saligna is the source of this 149-nucleotide messenger RNA. NCBI's taxonomy places the organism in Eukaryota, Viridiplantae, Streptophyta, Magnoliopsida, Asterales, Asteraceae. The record is from the annotation of a GenBank genome assembly.
CACAUGUGCUUGUUUGCCCAAAGCGUGAAGUAAAGCGAUUUGUUGACCUCACCACAGAGGAGACCAGUGACUUGUGGAUUUCAGCCCAAAAAAUUGGGAGACAGCUUGAGAAGUACCACAAAGCUUCUUCACUUACAUUUGCAAUCCAA